UUGACCGUGUGGGCAACUGGAUGAGGAUCAGCAGUGAUGUGGUGAACUGUGGUGUUUAUGGCUCACUCCUGUUCCUGCCAAUUUCAAAUUUCCAACAAGUGGGAUUAAUUGUGCAACGAUGGCCGAAAGAAGCAGCAGUCGCUAUAACGGGUCGAGCUGACUGUCUAUUCCCAAUGAACGAAUGGUUGACCCGUCGCUCGCAUUGAACGAAUGGCGGUGACCAAGGAAUGGAAAUAGUCGCCUCCGGUAUUCGGUUUCAGCGAUUAAUUUCGGGAUGCAGAUCAAAAUACUAUUUGCGUGCAAACACUGCAGACAGAGAGGUUGUGUGUUUGACGUGGACAAAGGGCCGGUUGCUGAGCGGCGACAAUUCGCGGUGACUGACUGAAGAGGCCGCGGCCCGAACAAAGAUGGCGCCUGACGUCGUGCAAUCGUCGCCGUGGUAACCGUAAACAGACGAGGCCGGGGCCUGCGCCGGACGGCGGUGGUAAGGAGCAGCCCGGGGCAGCUCUGGCGCCAGGGCCAGGGCCAGAGGCACCGCAGUGUGUGUGCGUGAGAGAGAGAAAGACUGGGGGGCAGCAAAGAAUCAUCAGCUUGAUUGAACAGUAACUGCAGACAAACCCCCUGGAAUCAGCGUUCAGGAUGAAACUUCACGAGGAUCUAUUGGAGUCAGUGUUUGAAGAGCUUAUCUUCUAUCAAGUCUGAACGGGUUGCCUGCUGAGUAAAUUUUCUGGCUAAUUUCCAACCACAGUAUGCCAGUGAGGAGAUAAAAUGAAAUGCUGCAGCCAUUUUGGACACCACCACCAGACACACAGAAGCAAAUCUUUCAAAAAUCUAAAAUUGCCAUGGCAUCAUUGUGCCUAGUUAACACAUUGGAACUGGCAGAGGGAGGCUUUAAUCUUGAGAGCAAAGAUACCUGCAGGAUCAAGAACAAAAUGGCUGGUGGCAGUUGUCCCAAGGGCAAUGUUUCUGAGAAACAGAAUGAAUCAGUUCAGAGUAUGGAAGGAAUCAGAUUGAAACAUAAUUUCAAAUCCCAAUACUAUGAAGCCAAAAAGAUAACCAAGUCACCAGAGUCAUGGGUUAUAAAGGAUAUAAAAUUCCACAGGUCUCAAGCAAUUGCACCAGAGAUAAAGUCCGACCGACUGAGAAACUGCAAACUCCUCGUGGAGAAAGCAAUUAAGCUAAAAAAGAUAUUUACCGUCUUUGGACCAUAUCCAGUAAUCAGACAGUGUCUACGCCACAGAGGCUGGUUGGAGAAGAAGAUGUCGAAACCACCAAAAAGCCCUCAGAAAAGGGAGAAGAUAACGUUUGUGGAAAAUGAUCUAGAUGAUGGAAUUGGUGAUUCUGAUGGGUGUGAUUCUGACGACAAAGCGGGUGAUGAGAAAGACCUCUCUGAUGAUCCAGAUAGCAUCCAUGACAUUGUGUCUCGACUAUUGAAGAAUGAAAUGCCACAUUUUCUCUGGACAAAUGGAAUUGAUGGGCAGAACCUGCUAAAAGAUCAGAUUUUCAACCAUUUUUUGGGGGCUGGUUCCUUCACCACAAAGGCUGGACUUUGUGUAAAUCUCAGAAACUUUCAGUGGUUUCAUGGGGUGAAUCCAGACAAUUUUUUCCCACGAUGUUACAGGAUUGCAGUGGAAGAUGAAAAGCAAUCAUUUAUUGAGGAUUUCAGACUGACAGCAGCCCGAAAUAUUCUGAAGUGGGUUGUGGAACUGAAGAAGGCAACUAACAGUAUGCAUAAGGACCAAGAAAACAAAGAGAUGACAUCAAAUACCUCUGCUGAUGAAGCUUUUCAAAGAGAGCCGCAAAGAAAACGUGGGAUUGUUUCUGUCACGCUGAUUGAGACAGCACUCCGUGCCUGUGAAGAGUAUUUAAACACCAUGGAACACAAGGAUAUUGAUGUGAGUCUUGACACGCCACCAGCAGUCACAGAAAAAUGCUGGGAAGAAGCUAUACAGCAGUACUACAGGGUUAUUCAUGAUGGAGCAACAAUUCAAAAUUGGAAUAUUUAUGCUGAUAUGUGUGAACAAAUGCUGCAGCAACUACAGAAGGUGAACGCCCAGCUGAAGAUCGAAGGAAUGCGUAACAUCUGGAUAGUGAAACCUGGAGCCCAAUCUCGUGGUCGAGGAAUCACUUGUAUGGACCGAUUGGAGCAGAUCAUGAAGCUAGUUUACGGCCACCCAACUCUCUUUACAGAUGGCAAAUGGGUAGUGCAGAAAUACAUUGAACAUCCGCUACUAAUUUAUGGGACAAAAUUUGACCUGCGCCAAUGGUUCCUGGUGACAGACUGGAACCCUGUGACCAUCUGGUUCUAUAAGGACUGUUACCUGCGCUUCUCAACUCAAGCAUUCUCCUUGGAGAAUCUAGACACAGCAAUUCACUUGUGUAACAAUUCAAUCCAGAAACAUUAUGUGACCUCCCCCAGCCGCCACCCAUUAGUUCCUAAAGAUAACAUGUGGUCCAGCAAUCAGUUCAAGGAAUAUUUGAGCAAAAAUGGCUUCACAAAUACCUAUGAGGAUGUAAUCUCCCCAGGCAUGAAGAAGGCAAUUGUAAAUACCAUGCAGAUUAUGCAGGAUGUUGUGAAACCACGCAAGAACAGUUUUGAAUUGUAUGGAGCUGAUUUCCUGUUGGGAGAGGACUUCAAACCAUGGCUGAUUGAGAUUAAUUGUAGUCCCACCAUGUCAGCCUCUACACCAGUCACCGCCGCUUUGUGCAGCAGCGUUCAAGAGGACACCAUCAAAGUAGUUAUUGAUCGGAAGAAUGAGAAGACGUGUGACACAGGCCAGUUCGAGCUCUUAUAUAAACAGAAUACAACAAACAUUCCUCUGUACCUUGGAAUAAAUUUGCUGGUUGAAGGAUCAAACAUCAAGAAACCAUCCCUGUUGACUCAGAGGAAUAAUAGCUCAGGGAUGCACCUCUCUCAAAUUGCGCAAAGACCUAUUGCUGCCAAAGUUCUGAACCACCAAAAUUCUCUGAACCUCGACGAAAACAGAUCAGCCAAAACUGAAAAUGCCAAAAAUAAAGACGCUUCAAAAGUGUCCAUCAACCCAAGCAAACCAAAACAUUCCUUUAUUAGCAGAAAACAUGAACUUGCAAACCAUCUGCUCAAUCCCAAUAAUUUCAUUAAUGCAAAGAAUCCUUUUAUGCUUAAUUCUGGCAAUGGAAAAAAUCAUUUAAUUCCCAGUCCUUACAAUGUUGGAAAAAUGCCAUUGAAACUCACUCAUUCCAGCAAUGCAAAUGAUUCUUCAGCCCCCAAUAAAUCUAACACAAACCAUUGCCCAAUCCCGCAAAAUUCGAACAACACUAAACAUUUAACUCCCAGUAACUGUAGCACUACAAAUACAUCAAGCGGUGAUAAUUGUGGCGUUGCAGAGAUUGCAUCAUAUUCUAAUGAUUCCAGCAUUAAAAAGGAUUCACUGAAUGUUGUUAAUUCCAGUAUCACAACAGAAAAAUUGAAUUCCAAAAACUCCAAUACUGCAAACAAUCCUUUAAAUCCAAACAUUUCCAGAAAUACAGAAACUACAUUAAAUGCCACUGAUCCCACCAACACAAACAGUCAGUUACAAACCAGUAACGUUACCAUUACAAACAAUUCUCCAUUUCCCAUUAAGACCAACAAAAAAUAUCCUUUCUUUUUCAAUAAUUCUAGUAAUGUAAAUAACACAUUGCCCAAUCCCAUUACUUCAAAGAGUUCCACCCUUUCUCAGGAUUCCAACAAUAUCCUCCAAGAUCACAAUGGUCCCAAUCAUUAUGGCAAAUGUAAAACACACAACAUUUCCAAAAACCACAGGGCAAAGAAUUCACAUGUUUCCAAAAAUAUCCACAAAAUAAGAAAUCGUGGUGCUCACUCCGAUAAGACGGCAAGUGAUUUAAGUGACGGCAGUGCUCUGGACUCAAGUUCUGCAAAGGCUUUGGAUGAUCUGGAAGAAACCAAAAAUAACACUGUUGACACAGCUCAGGAAGGUGCAACUGAAAACGUUACCAAGGAUGAGUCUUGUGACAAAGUGGAGCAGCAAAAUGAAAUGUCAAAGCUUAGCAAGGCAGGUGGAAACAAAGGAACUGGAAAACUGCAAUUGCCACCUAAGACCAAAUUUUCACAGGUGAGCACAUCUGUGAGGAACCUCCUCUUGCCUGGUCAACAGUUACUCAGAGACCCCUUCCGGGUGAAGUUGAACUAUCUAAGCUUAGACCUGUUGCAUUUUAAAGAUUCGCAGCACCCAAGAGCUUCAAGUACCACAGAUGCAAACAAAAUCAGGGCUCUUCACGAAAAGUCUAUUCCAUUGCGUUACUCGUACAAUACACCACGGUUACAAUUGACGGACACUAAUAUUCCACAGCUUCAUAUUACUGGUUUGCAUCCUCAGUUUAAGGCAUCAAGCGACAUCAACAACAAGUAUAUAGAAACCCAACAGAACGCAACCAUCAAUCUGAUGAACAGACAUCUGCUGACAAGCUACUUCCCACUCUUUCAGUAACACAAUUGUUGUCUUAUCUAUUGGUUUCAUUAUAAGGACUGGGCUUCUUCAAUCAUUUGAGUAUUUGCUGGCAGGUCCUCUGCAGCCCUUCCAGUAUUUUGAGGUCCAUCCCAGUAGACCCUUUGCACUGCUUCCAUAAGAGGCCAUCUUUGCGGAUCGAUUCUUUCCAGGUCAUUCACCAGAAAAAGAGUGAUGCUUUUUCUUGCAAGUUCUCUUCGGAUAUUUAUGCCCUGGAAGAUCAUUUUUAUGUAUAAAACGCUUUUAUCUUGUUGAACAUUGACGCUAGUAGACAGCACUUGCAUAUUCUAAAGCAAUUUGUUUCUUUUAAAAGAUAAUGUUUUGUAAUAGUUUAAAAGACAACUGUGCUCAUCUCAGGUGAUAUAGUUGUAUCUAGGAAAUUGUAAGUCAUUUUAAUAAUGAAUGAAUCAGACAUUUUGUUAUUAUCAUUGGUAUGUUAUAGACUAUUGUUUUUGUCUUAUUAAAGUUCUACCUCCUUUUACAUAUAGUAAUCGGCCAGCUAAACUGAAAAUGUUGCAAAUAAAUUGAAAUAUGCAACGAAAAAUAACAAAAUAUAUGUAAAUAAUUAGGUAUGAAAGAUACUUAAUAUAACAGAUAAGAAGGAAUCAAAUACUGUUCCAUGUGGUAAAAUGUGUAUGGACCUGACACCAUCUAUUAAUAUUUUCUAUUUUCUGUUUUCAAAACUACAAUAUCUGUUGAUUGGUUACUGUCAUAGCACCGUCCCAACAUUCGCCAUGGUAAACUAUUGUAACCACAGUUAUAAAACACUGAUGUGCUCAUAAUCACAGAAUCAAGUGUUUCAGCCAGUGUUAUCACAUAUCUAUCAGCAUCCCUGCCAAUUUGCGGGAGUGCUCAACUUUGACUCUGGACCUUAUUACAUUUGAUGAAC
Molecule: messenger RNA, 5376 nt
Organism: Amblyraja radiata (thorny skate)
Lineage: Eukaryota; Metazoa; Chordata; Chondrichthyes; Rajiformes; Rajidae
Product: tubulin monoglycylase TTLL3-like
Exons: 17
Coding region: 774-4469 (1231 amino acids)
Biological process (GO): protein polyglycylation; cilium assembly; cilium movement
Cellular component (GO): axoneme; microtubule cytoskeleton
Molecular function (GO): protein-glycine ligase activity, initiating
Source: RefSeq, a predicted model, not a curated record